CGUCUACCGCAUCAUGCCCCUUUGAACUGCUUCAUACUAGCACGCAGCCGUCCCCAACAUCCACUCAUUCCACACAUUACUAGAUCACUUCACUCGCAAGACAUGCCUCCAUCUGCAACACGACCAUCCGACCCGCCGAAGUACAAGCUGAAAGGCACCGUCUGCUUCGAUACCUCCCACAUUCAUAAGGCCAUUUAUCUUGGAUUGAGUGACACCGCAAAGGCGUUCUACAAGAACCUGGCAUGCACAUACCUCAGCACAUACGGCUUCGCACCACCCGGCCGCAUGACGCUCAAGACACCGGACUCGGAACCAGACAAGAUGGUUCUUCAUUGUGUAUGGAAGUUUAAACGGGAAAAGGAAGCAAAGGCGUUGCAAGCGGCCGUGAACGACAUCAGGUUGGCUCCCCCAGAUCCCAAGUUCCGUAAGGAAAAUCACAUACAUUCCGUUGAUCUCGUCUCAGGGCCGCUCGCACUUGCUUUACAACAGCGUAAGACGCAAGACGCUCUAGAUACAGUGGCGGUAGCUGGCAAGCGGAAGCGUUCGCCUACGCCCGGCGACGAGCAAUCGAAACGCCGUCGAACCAGUGUCCACGCCGAACGGCGGACUCUUAACGGUGCUCCGACGCGGACUAAAGAACAGGACGACCUCCGUGUAGAAGACACAUCGAGUGCCGCUCAGGGGAAGGUGAACCAGCCCACCGCCAGGACCUCGAGCUCAAGUCCUGGUAGCAGCACUCCAGUCGAUUGCGACGAACGCGGCGUUCUAGCAGCGCACAGCCCCAACGUUGCCGGAACAGAACAUCCAGUCAACGCCCCAGUGACCAUCUUUUCUGACGAUUCCACGACCGGCAAGUUCGCAUCGCCAGAGCCCGAAGUAUGGGGCCUACCAACGCUGCUCCCAGCUCCAGGGCCGCCUGCCGUAGCCACCCAGCUUCCAGCCCAUCCUAUGGCAGGCCCGAGUCCCGCACUAUCCCAGUCUGGCAGCGUUUUUGCUGGUCUGUCUGAGCUCGAUGUCGACGCUAUGUUCUCUGGUCCUAUGGUUCCUUCGGCGACGGCUGCUGCUUCUCCUCUGCGCACGAUCCUUGGCGAACAGGCCGACCAGAGGGAUCAAGCCCUGUCCCGCCCACUUGCACCCGAAGCGGAAGGCGCCAGCGACACCGAGAAGACAUGCGCGCUCUGUAUCGAGACGGAAACUAGGAAGAUUCAGAGCGACCUUGCGGACAUGCGGCGUUUGGAGCUGGCGCGCGAAGAGGCGGAGAGGGCCCAUGUCGCACGGCGCGGGCAGCCCCCUGAUCAUGACACGCAGGUUGCACAACUUUGCGAUCGGAUGAGAGACCUAAGGCAGCGCGACGAACUGCAAAUGGAGGAGCUGAAAAGCUUGCUUCCAAUUGGCUAUGCUACGCGCGCGUGUGGCUUCUCGGACACCGAGACGUCGCUGUGCCUCGCUGGCGCGGGGACGUUUAAGCCCGAGAGCCUGGAAAUACCGUCUGUCGCUCAACUGCCCACGGGUUUCAGGGUACCGGUCAGCGCAGUGACAAUGAUCGCCAGCCCUGCGCACCUCACCCAGUCCCGCUCUGAGCCAGAUCGCUCGUCCAGCCCGAUAGCCAUAUCGAACGCGCGUCGUCUCCCGGGCGGGAGUCCAUUUCCCUCACAUGUAGAACUAUUCCUGACCUCACUGAACUCGCCUGCUACUGUACAUACUCGCUACUACUGCUACUGA
Molecule: messenger RNA, 1722 nt
Organism: Fomitopsis serialis
Lineage: Eukaryota; Fungi; Basidiomycota; Agaricomycetes; Polyporales; Fomitopsidaceae
Exons: 8
Coding region: 103-1722 (539 amino acids)
Source: RefSeq, a predicted model, not a curated record